CGAAUGUUAAUUACGGUUCAUAAUUUAGAUCGUUCCAGUAGGAAGCGAAACCGCAGUCUCGAAACCACAAAAAAUAACAGUGGUUAGAUCCAUCACCUAACAGGAUAUGGAUAGAAUGAUCAGAACUUUGUGGAAACAGUGGGAUUCAGACAGCCCAAAGGAGAAAAAAAUUGUUAUUGGAGUCAUAGCUGGAAGUUACCUUUCAUAUCGUGCAGCAAAAUUACUUCACCAUUAUUAUAAGAAAUAUGAAAACAAUCAGAAAAUUAGAAGGAAGCAGGAAGAAUGCAGAGAGUCAAAAGUAAAACUAGAGGAAUUUCUAAUGGAGAAAAAAAUUUCCAGAGAAGCUGUACAGAGAAUAGUUAGCCUUCCAUUUAAUGAUCUUCAAACAGAAUUACAAUCAGGGAAGAUAACUGCUGUAGAAGUAUUAAAUGCUUAUCAAAUAAAGGCACUGGAAGUUGAUAAACUUACAAACUGUAUCACAGAAGUAAUAUGGGAAGCUGAAGAGAUUGCUUUAAGUAGAGAUUUGAAUGCCAAUAAGAAGGGUCCACUGCAUGGUAUACCAAUAAGUCUUAAAGAAAGCUACAUGAUACCUGGUUAUGAUUGUACAGCAGGACUUGCUUUCUACUUAGAUAAACCUGCUGAUCAAGAGAAUGUUCUUGUACAGGUGUUGAAACAGGCAGGAGCAGUACCAUUUGUCAGAACUAAUAUUCCACAAGGAAUGAUGACAUAUGAAUGCUCUAAUCCAAUCCACGGGGUCACAGGCAAUCCACAUGAUCCUAAUCGUAUACCAGGAGGAUCAUCUGGAGGGGAGGCGGCAUUACUUGCAGGAGGAGGAUCUAUCUUAGGGUUUGGAAGUGACAUUGGAGGUAGUCUCAGAAUUCCUGCUCACAUGUGUGGAUGUUGCUCUCUGAAACCUACUGUUGGAAGGCUCAGUGAUAAAGGGCAGAAUGAUUUUGGAACUGGACAGACCUUAGUAAAUGCUACACCAGGACCGAUGGCAGCAGAAGUAGAUACCCUGGUGUCCUGUAUGAAGUGUUUACUGGUACCCAAAAUGUUCCAUCUAGAUCCAGCAGUAUCACCUGUUUCCUUCAGAAAUGAGAUAUAUGAAGAGAAACGUAAGCUAAACAUUGGGUUCUAUGUAGAUGAUGGAGGCUUGAAAUCUAAUCCAGCAUGUCAGAGAGCUGUAUUAGAGGUCAAGGCCAUGUUGGAAUCACAAGGUCACACUUUGAUUCCAUUUGAACCAGUAGAUAUUUCCAAGAUGACAGAACUGUUUAUAAAAGCCACAUUUGCUGAUGGUGGUAAAAGUUUUGUUGACAUUCUAUCAACAGACCAAAUAGAUCCAACCAUAUCUAAUACAAUUAUGGCAUUUAAAAUGCCAAAAUGGUUGUAUAAGAUAGUUGUCAUGGUUGGGAGAUUACUCACUAAGGACCAUAUGAUGACUGUAUUUGGAAAAAGUUUCCUCGGAGUGAAAUCAAUCACAGAGUACUGGGACUUAGCUUUAGAGAUUGAGGAAUAUAAAACAGAAUUUCUUAAGAAAUGGAGAGACAAUAAGUUAGAUGCUAUGAUUUGUCCAGGGUUUGCUUACACAGCUAUACCUCAUGGCACAGUGCAGUAUUUAACCAGUGGAGUGACUUAUACUAUCUUAUAUAACUUGUUGAAUUACCCUGCUGGGACUUUGACAGUAACAAAGGUGAAGCAACAAGACAUCGAUAACUUUAAAGACUAUCCUUCAAAUACAUACACAGAAAAGUUAGUUAAAGAGAACUGUAAGGACUCUGUAGGUUUACCUGUUGGUGUACAGUUUGUAGGUUUACCAUAUCAAGAAGAAUUGGUGUUAAGAUUGAUGAAAGAUGUGGAAACUAGUCUAAAAAUGAGAAAACCUUAAUUGACCGGACUUUUUUAGUUGAUUCUAAGAAUAUUUGCUCAAAUUGCUACCAAAUACUGUUCAGGGAACAAUACAAGGAAGAUGGCGUAUAAGUUAUGGAACUGUUUGUGAAAAAUGGACUUAUUUCUUGAACCUUUACCUUUUGGAAGGUUUCUUGCACUUAUAUCUUAGACUGCAGAAGAAAUGUUAUUUAUACUUAUUCUUCUUUCAUACAUAUUUUUAAUCAGAAUUGUGUUUUUAUUGAAUGAAUUCGGUAUUUUCAUCUACAUGCUCUACUUUUUUUCGAAUUUUAGAUUGGCUUCUUCACAUUAUUCAAUUUGCAUUAGAAAUGCGUUUUCAUUAAUACUAACUAAUUCCUUCAUUUUAAUUUUAAAUUUAACUGUGGUUUUGACACUUUCUAAAUUGUUAUUCAAAUUAAAUUAUAAUAUUAUUAAAUUAAUUGAUAAUGUGAAUAAGAAGCUAAUGCAUUCCGACAGUAAGGCGAAUUAGUUAAUUUGAAUUGAAUUAGAAUUACAUGUGAAAGCAUAAUAAAUAUACACUAUUAAUUUAUGUUUUUUGAUUGAGUUAAGUCUGCCAAUUGAUAUUUUAUCGUGUGUUUUUCUAUGUUGUGAUGUUAUGCUAUUAUUUCAGAAAAAGGUAGAAGGUUUGGAUCCAUUAAAACGUUUAGUCCCGCUGCAAAUGUUUGCACCUGUCCUAAGUCAGGAAACUGAUGUACAGUAGUUGUCGUUUGUUUAUGUAAUAUAUAUGUGUUUCUUGUUUCUUGUUUUUUUUAUAUAGAUAAGACCGUUGGUUUUCCCGUUUGAAUGGUUUUAAACUAGUAAUUUUUGGGCCCUUUAUAGCUUGUUGUUCUGUGUGAGCCAAGGCUCCGUGUUGAAGGACGUACAUUGACCUAUAAUGGUUUACUUUUCUUUUUUUUUUUUAAAUUGUUAUUUGGAUGGAGAGUUGUCUGACAUUGGCACUCACACCACAUCUUCCUAUAUCUAUCUACUAAUUUAUAAGUGCUGUGUUUUAUUACAGUAUUUAUUUAGAAGACUUUUUGCUUCUGGCAAUAGCCUUUAAAAAAUAUUUUACCAAAUUGCAGUUUGAAUUCAACUCUUCAAAUUUAUCAAUUGGUAAAACAAUUAAGCUCAUUGCUAAGGAAAGGUUGUUAGUUUGAAGCAAAAGUUGUGAAUUAAGAGUAACAGUUACAUUUCCUUACCUGUCAUUCAAAUUUUCAAGAUUUAUGUUUUCAAACAUGUAUCAAUUUAUGAAGUCAAAUAGAGGUAUUUUAAAGGUAGUAAUUUUUAACUUGCUAUAUAAUUGUCAAAUCUAAAGUUUUCACACUUUUCCUUUUAAAAUCUUUUCUAUAUUCCAAUGAAACAGACAUCGAAUUAUUUUUGAACAUGUAAUACUCAUUAACAUAUAUGUGUCAUAAGCAAACAUGUGUUGUCAAUAAGAUUCCAUGGGAGAUAAUCUUAUAUCUAUAUAAAUUAUCUCCCUUUAAAACUUCAUGAAAAAUUCUAGAAACAACUAUGUUUCUUUGAAGGGUUUGAAUAUUAAUUGAAACUCAACUCAAUUUAAGAAGAGAUAUUUGGAAAUUUUAAACUGGACAUUAUUAUAGCAAUUACAAAAUUACUAUAUUACCUUUCAUAUGUUUUUUUACAAUUAACAGUACUUUUUUAGAAAUACAUCAAUACGGUAAUUAUGAAAGAUGAAGAAUUGACAUUAUUUAGGUGUGAUAGAGAACAAAGAUCAAAUUUAGGUGUGACAGUACAUGUUUUAAAACACCCCAUUGCUUCAAAACCUACAACUGGAAUUUUUUGUGACUGUCAUACAAGGAAAAGGUUUAGAUAGCUAUAAAACCAGAUUUAAUCAACCAUUUUCUACAUAUGAAUUUGCCUGUAGCAAGUCAGGAAUCUCUGUUUGAGUUUUCUUCAGAGUUUAGUAUUUUUGAUAUUUUACUUUUUGCUACCUAUAAGUAUAAGUUAUCCUAUUUUACCAGUUGAUCAGUUGGAAAGAUGAAUUCAAACUGCAAUUUUGGAAAAACUGCUGACAAUCAAUAUUAUUAAAGGAUAAGCACUGAUGUAAAAAGCAUCCUUCCUGAAAUGUUUAAAUGGUACAUAUCAAUUGUAAUGUUGUGUUUUUAGUACAGUAUUGAUAUUUUGAUUCAUUUUAGAGUUACAUAAAAUUGAAACAAGAUGAAUAUAUAUUCAGUAAUUAAAUCUUUCUUCAAAAGUAGAAAUAUAUAAUUAUAAUGAUCUGGUUACCUUUAUUAAUAAUUAAUGUAGGCAGAAUAAUACUUGCAAGCAAUGAUUACCUUUAAAAUUAUUUGGGAAAUAGCAUACUACGUUGAUAAAUUUGAAUUUAAGAUUGAGAACUAUUUAAUGACAUGUGUAAAAAUUCAGACAUUUAUAUUUGAUAUAUAACGGAUUUCACUUGUCUUCUGCAUCUAUCUCCAGAUAGACAUACUCUAUAAAUUUGAUAUGUUUUGUUAUAGAAAUAUUACUCAUUUUGACAUCUAUUGUUGGUGAUUUUUAUACUAUUGUUGAUUUUAAUGUAAAAUCUAUAAUAAUUGUUUUAGUGCCAUAAAAAGUCCAAAAAUAUUGUGAUUUAC
Messenger RNA from Mytilus trossulus (common blue mussel), 4478 nucleotides. RefSeq names its product fatty-acid amide hydrolase 1-like. The transcript is spliced from 16 exons. Bases 107 to 1885 code for a protein of 592 amino acids. Lineage: Eukaryota; Metazoa; Mollusca; Bivalvia; Mytilida; Mytilidae. Gene Ontology annotation, biological process: fatty acid catabolic process. The record is from RefSeq and is a predicted model, not a curated record. Gene Ontology annotation, molecular function: amidase activity; fatty acid amide hydrolase activity.